Molecule: messenger RNA, 573 nt
Organism: Lactuca saligna
Lineage: Eukaryota; Viridiplantae; Streptophyta; Magnoliopsida; Asterales; Asteraceae
Source: the annotation of a GenBank genome assembly
AUGCGAAAUCUUUUCGAACUGCUCAUCGUCUUCUCCGAUCAGAAAACUAUUCUAAAAUCCAUUUUAACGAAAAAUACUGGAUUUUCUCAACUCUUCCGUGUUCAACUGAUUAAAUAUGUCAUUGGGAGCAAGAAGUCAAUCUAUGCUCCUUAUCCUCGUUGGCUUGGAAUUAUUUUGGCUCGUAAUGAAGAGGAUUAUAAUGUCAAUCAUGGAGUCGUCAUUCAAAUUCUAACUCUAUCAAAUAUCAUCAGUGUUGCUCCUUCUGAUGGAGAUAUGCAAAUUACUCAGAAGUCGGAAAAUUGGAUUGUAAAUCCCUACACUAUUGAAUCACCUGACUCUAAAGAAAAGGAUGAUGAGGAUAAUCAUGGAGAUUCUGAUGAUGAAGAAGGCGCUGAUGUUGAAGAAGGCACUGAUGAUGAAGAAGACAUUGAUGUUGAUGAAGAUGAAUUUUCCACUGAUAAAGGAGAUGCCUCUGUUCAAGGAAUGGCUAAUUAUGCUCCAAGAUUUAACCAACAUAUUUUCUUCUCCUCAUCCUCAACAUCAUCCAAAACUCUUGCAAAAGAUUUUGUAUAG